Molecule: messenger RNA, 6032 nt
Organism: Conger conger (European conger)
Lineage: Eukaryota; Metazoa; Chordata; Actinopteri; Anguilliformes; Congridae
Product: echinoderm microtubule-associated protein-like 6
Exons: 43
Coding region: 1-5934 (1977 amino acids)
Molecular function (GO): microtubule binding
Source: RefSeq, a predicted model, not a curated record
AUGGCCGACAGAACUGCUCCGCGUUGCCAACUGAGAUUGGAGUGGAUUUACGGUUACCGGGGUCAUCAGUGCCGCAACAACCUAUACUACACCGCGGGGAAAGAGGUCGUGUACUUCGUGGCUGGGGUCGGCGUGGUUUACAAUACCAGAGAGCACACUCAGAAGUUCUACCUGGGACACAACGAUGACAUUAUCAGCCUGGCUCUGCACCCAGACAAGGCGCAGGUGGCGACGGGGCAGGUGGGGAAGGACCCGUACAUCUGCGUGUGGGACACCUACAGCGUGCAGACCGUGUCCAUCCUGAAGGACGCGCACACGCACGGCGUGGCCUGCCUCGCCUUCGACUCCGACGGACAGCGGUUGGUGUCAGUGGGCCUGGAUGCCAAAAACACGGUGUGCGUGUGGGACUGGAAGAAGGGCAAGGUGCUCGCCACGGCAACCGGGCACUCAGACCGGAUCUUCGACGUCACCUGGGACCUGUUCCAGCAGCACAGGCUGGUGAGCUGUGGAGUGAAGCACAUCAAGUUCUGGGCCCUGUGUGGGAACGCCCUGACGCCCAAGAGGGGGAUUUUCGGGAAGACGGGGGACCUGCAGACCAUCCUGUGUGUGGCCUCCACGAAGGACGACAUCACGUACUCCGGGGCCCUGAACGGAGACAUCUACGUGUGGAAGGGCCUGAACCUGGCGCGCACCAUACAGGCUGCACACGGGGCUGGGAUCUUCAGCAUGUACUCCUGUGAGGAGGGUUUUGCCACCGGGGGGCGAGACGGCUGCAUCCGCCUGUGGGACGGGGACUUCAAGCCCAUCACCAAGAUCGACCUGCGGGAGGCGGAGCAGGGGUACAAAGGGCUGUCGAUCCGCAGCGUGUGCUGGAAGGCGGACCGCAUCCUGGCGGGCACGCAGGACAGUGAGAUCUUCGAGGUGAUGGUGCGCGACCGGGACAAGCCGCUGCUCAUCAUGCAGGGCCACUGCGAGGGCGAGCUCUGGGCCCUCCACGUGCACCCCAAAAAACCGCUCGCCGUCACCGGGAGCGACGACCGAUCCGUGCGGCUGUGGAGCCUGGCGGACCACGCCCUGAUCGCGCGCUGCAACAUGGAGGAGGCGGUGAGGAGCGUGGCCUUCAGCAGCGACGGCUCCCAGCUCGCCCUGGGCAUGAAGGACGGGUCCUUCACCGUGCUGCGCGUCAGGGACAUGACGGAGGUGGUGCACAUUAAGGACAGGAAGGAGGUGAUCCACGAGAUGAAGUUCUCGCCGGACGGCUCGUACCUGGCCGUGGGCUCGAACGACGGGCUGGUGGACGUCUACGCCGUGGGCCAGCGCUACAAGAAGGUGGGCGAGUGCAGCAAGUCCUCCAGCUUCAUCACGCACCUGGACUGGUCUGUGGACGGCAAGUUCCUGCAGACCAACGACGGCUCCGGCGAGAGGCUGUUCUACAAGAUGCCCUCUGGGAAACAUCUGACCACCAAGGAGGAGAUCAAAGGGAUCCACUGGGUCUCGUGGACCUGUGUGAUCGGGCCGGAGGUGAGCGGGAUCUGGCCCAAGUACACCAACAUCAGCGACAUCAACUCCGUGGACGCCAACUACAACAGCGCCGUGCUGGUGACCGGGGACGACUUCGGCCUGGUCAAGCUCUUCCGCUUCCCCUGCUUGAAGAAAGGGGCGAAGUUCAAGAAGUACGUGGGCCACUCGGCCCAUGUGACCAACGUGCACUGGUCACAUGACUUCCAGUGGGUGCUCAGCACCGGGGGGGCGGACCACUCCGUGUUCCAGUGGCGGUUCCUCCCGGAGGGGAUCAUGAACGGCAUCCCAGAGCCCCUGCACCAAGAGGGAUACACGGACUCCAACAGCGAGGAGUCCGAUUCCGACCUCUCCGACGUUCCGGAGCUGGACUCGGACAUCGAGCAGGAAGCCCAGAUCAACUACGACCGGCAGGUGUACAAGGAGGACCUCCCCCAGCUGCGGCAGCAGAGCCGGGAGAAGCAGCAGCCAAUCAGCUCCCUGAAGAGGCAGAGGGUUCCGGAGGAGGGGCUGAGGCUGCAGUUCGUUCACGGGUACCGGGGCUACGACUGCAGGAACAACCUGUUCUACACGCAGGCGGGGGAGGUGGUGUACCACGUGGCGGCCGUAGCCGUGGUCUACAACCGGCAGCAGCAUUCGCAGCGCUUCUACCUGGGCCACGACGACGACAUCCUCAGCCUGGCAGUGCACCCGCUCAAGGACUACGUGGCAACUGGGCAGGUGGGCCGGGACCCAGCCAUCCACGUGUGGGACACGCAGACGCUGAAGUGCCUGUCCCUCCUGAAGGGACACCACCAGAGGGGGGUCUGCGCCCUCGACUUCUCCGCCGACGGGAAGAGCCUGGUGUCGGUGGGCAUCGAUGACUGCCACUGCAUCGUGGUGUGGGACUGGAAGAAAGGGGAGAAGCUGGCUACGGCCCGGGGGCACAAGGACAAGCUGUUUGUGGUGAAGUGUAACCCUGUGCAAAUGGACAAGCUGGUGACCGUGGGGAUGAAGCACAUCAAGUUCUGGCAGCACGCAGGUGGCGGUCUGACGUUUAAGCGGGGCGUGUUCGGGAGCCUGGGAAAGCUGGAGACGAUGAUGUCGGUGUGCUACGGCCGGGGGGAGGACCUGGUCUUCUCCGGGGCCGCCACGGGAGACGUGUACAUCUGGAAGGACACGGCGCUCCUCAAGACCAUCAAGGCCCACGACGGCCCUGUGUUCGCCAUGUACUCCCUGGACAAGGGCUUUGUGACGGGCGGUAAGGACGGGGUGGUGGAGCUCUGGGACGACAUGUUCGAGCGCUGCCUGAAGACCUACGCCAUCAAGAGAGCCGCGCUGUCCCCCGGGUCCAAAGGGCUGCUGCUGGAGGACAACCCGUCGAUCCGCGCCAUCACCCUGGGACACGGGCACAUCCUGGUGGGAACGAAGAACGGAGAAGUACUCGAAAUCGACAAGAGCGGCCCCAUGACCCUCCUGGCACAGGGUCACAUGGAGGGGGAGGUGUGGGGGCUGGCCGCUCACCCCCUGCUGCCCGUGUGCGCCACGGUGAGUGACGACAGGACCCUGCGCAUCUGGGAGCUCUCAGCCAAUCACCGCAUGGUCGCCGUGCGCAAGCUCAAAAAAGGCGGCCGGUGCUGUGCCUUCUCCCCCGACGGGAAGGCCCUGGCGGUGGGGCUGAACGACGGCAGCUUCCUGGUGGUGAACUCCGACACCCUGGAGGACAUGGUGUCCUUCCACCACAGGAAGGAGAUCGUCUCAGACGUCCGGUUUUCACAAGAUGCUGGAAAAUACCUGGCUGUGGCUUCUCACGAUAACUUUGUGGACAUCUACAACGUGCUGAGCAGCAAGAGGGUGGGCAUCUGCAAGGGUGCCUCCAGCUACAUCACCCACAUCGACUGGGACACCCGCGGUAAGCUGCUGCAGGUGAACUCAGGUGCCAAAGAGCAGCUCUUCUUCGAGGCUCCCCGAGGGAAGAGACAGACCAUCCGCACGUCCGAGAUUGAGAAGAUCGAGUGGGCCACAUGGACCUGUGUCCUGGGCCCCACCUGUGAAGGCAUCUGGCCCAUCCACAGUGACAUCACCGACGUCAACGCCGCCUCCCUCACCAAAGACAGGAAGCUGCUCGCCACCGGGGACGACUUUGGCUUCCUCAAACUCUUCAGCUACCCAGCCAGGGGGCAGCACGCCAAGUUUAAGAAGUACGUGGGGCACAGCGCCCAUGUGACGUGUGUGCGCUGGGCGCAGGAUGAUGUCACGCUGCUGACGGUGGGCGGGGCCGACACGGCGCUGAUGAUCUGGGCGCGGGAAGCGGGCGGGAGCCGCGAGAACAAGCCCGUCGACAGCGAGGAGUCCGACGACGACACUGAGGAGGACGGCGGCUACGACAGCGACGUGGCGAGAGAGCGGAGCAUCGACUACACCACCAAGAUCUACGCCGUCAGCAUCCGCGACAUGACCGGCGUGAAGCCCCACCAGCAGCAGAAGGAGGUGUCGGCUGAGGAGAGGCAGGGCAUCGUCAAGGGAUCCAGGCCCCCAGUGAGCAGAGCAGCUCCUCAGCCAGACAAACUGCAGAAGAACAACGUGACCAAGAAGAAGAAGCUGGUGGAGGAGCUGGGCUUGGAUCACGUGUUUGGGUACCGAGGCUUCGACUGCCGGAACAACCUGCAUUACCUCAACGACGGCACUGACAUCAUCUUCCACACCGCCGCGGCGGCACUGGUGCAGAGUCUCUCUACUGGGACACAGAGCUUCUACCUGGAACACACAGACGACAUCCUCUGUCUGACCGUCAACCAGCAUCCCAAGUACAAAAACAUCAUUGCCACAGGACAGAUAGGUAGGUCCGCACCAACGCUCCCCUCUCUCCCAGGCACCACGCCCUGCAUCCACGUGUGGGACGCCAUGAGCAAGCAGACGCUGUCCAUCCUGCGCUGCUCCCACGGGAAGGGCGUGGGCUACGUGCACUUCAGCGCCACGGGAAAACUGCUGCUCUCUGUGGGGGCGGAGCCCGAACACACCAUCACCGUGUGGCGCUGGCAGGAGGGUUCCAAGGUGACCAGUAAGGGGGGGCACUCGGACCGGAUCUUCGUGGUGGAGUUCCGUCCGGACUCGGACUCGCAGUUCGUGUCGGUGGGAAUCAAACACAUAAAGUUCUGGACGCUGGCCGGCGGCUCCCUCAUGUAUAAGAAGGGGGUGAUCGGGUCCGUGGAGGACGCCAGGAUGCAGACCAUGCUGUCCGUGGCGUUCGGUGCCAAUAACCUGACGUUCACGGGGGCCAUUAACGGGGAUGUGUUUGUGUGGCGGGAUCACUUCCUGGUGCGCGUGGUCGCCAAAGCUCACACCGGGCCGGUCUUCACCAUGUACACCACACUCAGAGACGGGCUCAUCGUCACCGGGGGCAAGGAGAGACCCACUAAAGAGGGAGGGGCUGUGAAGCUGUGGGAUCAGGAGAUGAAGCGUUGCCGGGCGUUCCAGCUGGAGACGGGACAGACUGUGGAGUGUGUGAGAUCCGUCUGCAGAGGGAAGGGGAAGAUCCUGGUGGGAACGAAGGACGGUGAGAUCAUCGAGGUCGGGGAGAAGAACGCGGCCUCCAACAUCCUGAUUAACGGGCACAUGCAGGGCGAGAUCUGGGGCCUGGCCACGCACCCCUCCAAAGACAUGUUCAUCUCGGCCAGUGACGACGGCACCAUCCGCAUCUGGGACCUGGCCGACAAGAAACUGCUGAACAAGGUGAGUCUGGGCCACGCGGCGAGGUGCACGGGGUACAGUGCGGACGGAGAGAUGGUCGCCAUCGGCAUGAGGAACGGGGAGUUCAUCGUCCUCCUGGUGAACUCGCUCAAAGUUUGGGGCAAGAAACGGGACCGCAGCGCCGCCAUACAGGACGUCCGGUUCAGUCCGGACAGCAGGCUGCUGGCGGUGGGCUCCAUGGAGAGCACGGUGGACUUCUACGACCUGACACUGGGACCCUCGCUCAACCGCAUCGGCUACUGCAAGGACAUCCCCAGCUUCAUCCUGCAGAUGGACUUCAGCGCUGACAGCAAGUACAUCGAGGUGUCCACGGGAGCCUACAAGCGCCAGGUGCACGAAGUGCCAACAGGGAAGAUGGUGACGGAGCAGCCAAUCAUCGACAAGAUCACCUGGGCCACCUGGACAAGUAUCCUGGGAGAGGAGGUGUUGGGGAUCUGGCCCAGGAGCGCAGACAAGGCCGAUGUUAACUGCGCCUGCGUCUCCCACGCCGGGCUCAACGUGGUGACGGGAGACGACUUCGGCCUGGUCAAGCUCUUCGACUUCCCCUGCACAGACAAAUUUGCCAAACACAAGCGGUACUUUGGCCACUCCGCCCACGUGACAAACAUUCGCUUUUCCUUCGAUGACAAGUACGUGAUCAGCACUGGGGGAGAUGACUGCAGUGUGUUUGUGUGGAAAUGCCUGUAAGAACAUCCAGCAACCAACCACACUGCAGUGGCCCCGCCCCCCGCCCCUCCCCCACCCGCCCACGCUCCACCCCCACCCCAACCUGGAGUGAAGCAAGG